Molecule: messenger RNA, 996 nt
Organism: Armigeres subalbatus
Lineage: Eukaryota; Metazoa; Arthropoda; Insecta; Diptera; Culicidae
Product: transcription initiation factor TFIID subunit 5-like
Exons: 3
Coding region: 379-996 (205 amino acids)
Biological process (GO): transcription initiation at RNA polymerase II promoter
Cellular component (GO): transcription factor TFIID complex
Molecular function (GO): protein binding; RNA polymerase II general transcription initiation factor activity
Source: RefSeq, a predicted model, not a curated record
GAUCAUCUCAACAGAAUUAUUAAACACUCAGCAAGGCCACCAUCAUCAAUAAAGUGCCCUGCAAGAGGCGGAAGCGAACAUACGGUGAAGAAGCCGAGCGAGAAUGUUUGUUGGUGAUUUAUUUUCAGCAUUUUCAGUAACUCGUGAAAGUGAUCCGGAUAUUUACGAAAAUUCGUACAUGGCACUCAUCUGUACAAACAAACAUCUGUUCUCCGACCUGUACGAUGGAGUUGCUCGUAGGCCCAGUGUGAUGCCACUUCCGGUGUGAUGAUCGGCGAGGCCAAAACACUCGACAACAAAGUGAAGGUUUAAUAUGGCUUGUUGAAGGAACCGGAUGUUCAGACCCUAGUUCAAACUCCCCCUGAAGAAGAUGACGACAUGGAUCCGAAUGCUCCAGAUAAGCCUAAAAAGGAGAGGCCAAAAAAGGAUCAUCUGUUUUCGAAACAAUCGAAAUCCGAUCCCAAUGCACCGCCGCAGGAUCAAAUUCCGUUGCCAAAGUUGAAGGACGUAGACAAGGUGGAAAAGAUUAAGGCCCUGAGGGAGACUUCCAAGAGGGUCAAUCUGGGACCAGACUGUUUGCCGCCCGUCUGCAUGUACACGCUGCUUAACGCGAAUUAUACAGUAACUUGCGCAGAGAUAUGCGAAGACUCCAGUCUUAUUGCCAUAGGCUUUUCCGAUUCAUCCAUCAAAGUGUGGUCUCUGUCGCAUAUCAAGUUGCGAGAGAUGAAAACAGCGGACAUCUUGAAGGAAAUCGAUCGCGAUGCCGACGAUGUGCUGAUACGGAAGCUGGAUGAUCGCAAGGCGGAAACGAGUCCGAUGUUAUACGGCCACAGUGGUCCCGUGUAUCGCACUGCAUCCUCGCCGGACCGCACCAUGCUUCGGUCAUGUUCGGAGGACAGGAGCAAAAGCAAUGCGACGAACAGCGUCAGUGCACCGAAGUGGAAAAGUUGGAAAGAAUACAAAUCCAUUCCGGUAAGUGGUGGCUUUGUGAAUUGA